GCUGGGGUCUGACAAUAGGUUCGUUCGAUCGGUUUUGGGUAUCAAUCUGUGGGCCAUUGUUGGAGAUUCGCGACCUUUUCGGGCCUAAACAUAAUCGAUUGUGGCUGAUAUGUCUAAUGAGGGUUCGAGCUUAGUUCAAGUUCAAUGCAAAGCAAACGAGUUUGCCAAUUGCUCGUUAGUUGGUUUUCGCUGAAGGACAGUCUAUGUAUCUUUUUGGCCAUAUAAAGCCGCGGACGCAACUCCGAAUCAGCAUCAGUCACUCCGUCGACUUCACAGCACCAAAAACCACCAACUUCAACAUGUUCCGCUUCAUUGCUAUCUGUGCCCUGGCCACCAUUGCCGCCGCCGCUCCGGGUUUCGUUGAGGAGCACCAUGUGGCCGUGGCUACCCCCGUUGUGGCCAAGGUCGGCGCUGUGGUGCACUCUUCUCCCGUGGCCACUUCCCACCAGAGCUUCACCCAGUUCCACAACCAGGCUGCGCUCACUCCCGUGGUGAAGCAUGUGGUUCCUGCCGUUCCAGUGAUCAAGACUGUGGUUCCUGCCGCUCCUGUCGUCAAGCAUGUGGCUCCAGUGGUUCCAGUGAUCAAGACUGUGGCUCCUGUUGUUCCAGUGGUCGAGCAUGUGACUCCCGUUGUCCACCAUGUGGCUGCCGCCCCCAUUGUGCCCGUCGUCAAGCAUGUGGCUCCCGUUGUGCACCACCAGACCUAUGUGGCUCCCGCUGUCCACCAUGUGGCUGCUGUGCCCGUUCUGAAGACCCUGCCCCAUGCCGUCUCCCACCAGAGCCACACCCAGAUCCACCAGAAGGCCUUCAUCGCAACCCCGGUGGUCAAGACCAUUGCCACGCCAGUGGUGCCGCUGGUCAAGACCGUUGCUGUUGCUGCUCCUCUCGCCCAUGUCUACCACCACUAGGGAACUUGUUGUUUUCCCUCCAACGGAUUGUUAUGGUUGCUUCUGUGAAUAAACUCAAUUGUUGACAUUAGAAAUUGUGCAAUUUUGUGACUUUAGGGAAGGGGAUUUCGUCCAGUUUUGGGUUAAAACUUGGACACCGAAUAAUUUGAAUAGGUGAUCGAUUCGAUCACACUCAAUUAGCAUCUAAAUAAUCAAUUUGAAUGACUUUUAUUUGGGCGCGACUCAUUAGUAUUCAUAGUCUUGGUCAAAUC
This is a messenger RNA of Drosophila kikkawai, 1159 nucleotides long. RefSeq names its product larval/pupal cuticle protein H1C. Lineage: Eukaryota; Metazoa; Arthropoda; Insecta; Diptera; Drosophilidae. The record is from RefSeq and is a predicted model, not a curated record.